AUGGAUAGACGAAUUGAAGCGAGACGAAAAGAAUUCAAGAAAAACUGUGAUGAUACAAGAAGAAAAAGAGAAGACUUGGUAGUACAAAUAAGAAAGCAACAAAGAGAAUGCCAGUUAGAAAGUAAAAGAGCCAUGGUAAUGGCAAAUAUCGGGCUCGAAGAAAAUAACUCAUAUAAUAUAAAUUAUGGUAAAUCAAAUCAAAAUGAUUCAACUAAUGAUUCAUUAUAUAAUACAUCCUCAAAUAAUAGUUCGAAUACAUUAGAAAUGUUAAAAAAAAUACCAAGCCUAGCCAUAGGUGUAAGAUCUUCUGAAUAUGUAACACAAUUAAAUAGUACAAAAGAAUUAAGAAAAUUAUUAUCAAUUGAAAAGGGCCCACCAAUACAAGAAGUUAUAAAUUCAGGUGUAGUCCCUUAUAUCGUUGAAUUUUUAAAAUACGAUGAUAAAACAGAUUUACAAUUUGAAGCCGCAUGGGUAUUAACAAAUAUUGCUUCAGGUUCACAAGAACAAACUAAAGUAGUUAUAGAUAAUAAUGCUGUACCAUAUCUUGUUAGAUUAUUAAAUAGUGAAAAGGAAGAUGUAUGUGAGCAAGCAGUUUGGGCUUUAGGUAAUAUUGCUGGUGAUUCAGCUGAAUGCCGAGAAUAUGUUUUAAAUCAAAAUUCUUUACCUUUAUUGUUAAAAAUAUUAAGAAGUAGCCAUAAAAGAACAUUAAUAAGAAAUGCUGCAUGGACAUUAUCAAAUUUAUGCAGAGGAAAACCAGCACCCAAAUUUGAAAUAGUAUCAAAAGCUUUACCAACAUUAGCUGUACUUAUAUAUAAUGACGACGAAGAAAUAUUAACAGAUGCAUGUUGGACACUUUCUUAUUUAUCUGAUGGUUCGAAUGAAAAUAUUAACGCCGUUUUAGAUGCAGGAGUAGCAGAGCGCGUCGUCGAAUUAUUAAGUCAUGGCUCAUUUUUAGUACAAACACCUGCAUUAAGAACUGUUGGAAACAUUGUUACUGGUGACGAUUUACAAACAGAUGUCGUUGUAAAAUUAAAUGCAGUUCAAAAAUUAUCAUGCCUACUUAAUUCAUCAAAAAAAAGUAUAAAAAAAGAAGCUUGUUGGGCAUUAUCAAAUAUUACAGCCGGUAAUAUUUCACAAAUUCAAGCAGUAAUUGAUAAUAAUGUUAUACCCCAACUUAUUAAUAUUUUAAUGAAAGAAGAUUUUGAGGUUCGAAAAGAAGCUGCAUGGGCAAUAUCUAAUGCAUCUUCUGGUGGAUCUGAAUCACAAAUUGAAUAUCUUGUAGAAUGUGGAGCUAUACACUCUUUAUCUAAUUUAUUAGAUGUCGAAGAUGCUAAUAUUAUUUCAGUAACUUUAGAAGGAUUAGAAAAUAUUUUAGAAAUGGGAGAAAAUAAAAAAUUAAGAGAUAACUUACCAGCUAAUCCAUAUGUGCACUUAUUUGAAGAAUGUGAUAGUGUGCAUAAAAUUGACGCAUUACAAGAUCGAAAAGUUGAUAAUAUUUGUAAUAAAGCAUGGAAAAUAUUAUAUAAAUAUUUCCCAUUUAUUAUUAAUAAUGAAAUGAACAAUGCACAAAUACCAUUAAACAAUGUCUUCGUAAACAGUGACGAUGCUGUUUUAAACAAAGAUUUUACUUUUGAUUAA
This is a messenger RNA of Plasmodium vinckei vinckei, 1638 nucleotides long. RefSeq names its product karyopherin alpha, putative. The record is from RefSeq and is a predicted model, not a curated record. Gene Ontology annotation, biological process: NLS-bearing protein import into nucleus. Lineage: Eukaryota; Apicomplexa; Aconoidasida; Haemosporida; Plasmodiidae. The coding region runs from base 1 to 1638 and encodes 545 amino acids. Gene Ontology annotation, cellular component: nucleus; cytoplasm. Gene Ontology annotation, molecular function: nuclear import signal receptor activity; protein binding. The transcript has a single exon.